GGCAGGUCGACCGGAGUGAGUCAACGGGGUUCAUUCACUUUUCAAUAGCUCCCAUCAUGUCUGCAUCGUCGUCCUGUGCCGCCACGCUCUCCCACGGCACUGUAAAACGCAAGAAGGCCGUGUACGCCAAGGACUACCUCCUCGAGUACGAACAGAAUCGCCUCCGGGUGUUGGCCGAGCAGCAAGCAUUCUUUCAGCGCACCCGCGAAUCACACAUGAUCUCUCGCAAAGAGCACCAAAGGGAGAAGCGAAAUGCAUACCAACGCGAGCGCCGGCGUCUGAAGAAGCUCAAGGAAUUGCAACUGGCAGACGACGAACGCGAUUGCUGCAGCAGAAGCACAUCGUCCACGGCGUCCGAUACAUCCGACCACUUGAACAAGUCGACGUCUGCAAAGCCCAUCGAACUCAGCAUUUCGUUCUUGCUGAACCCGUGACUCCUGCACACCAACACACUUAGAACACCGCUCCCACGCGGCUACGUCCUGUUAUCAUUAUUAAAGCAUCCAUCUUCACUCUCUA
This is a messenger RNA of Aphanomyces invadans, 519 nucleotides long. RefSeq lists its product as hypothetical. Lineage: Eukaryota; Oomycota; Saprolegniomycetes; Saprolegniales; Verrucalvaceae. The transcript has a single exon. The record is from RefSeq and is a predicted model, not a curated record. Bases 57 to 434 code for a protein of 125 amino acids.